Messenger RNA from Lytechinus variegatus (green sea urchin), 529 nucleotides. RefSeq names its product tax1-binding protein 3-like (gene tax1bp3). NCBI's taxonomy places the organism in Eukaryota, Metazoa, Echinodermata, Echinoidea, Temnopleuroida, Toxopneustidae. The record is from RefSeq and is a predicted model, not a curated record. The coding region runs from base 91 to 420 and encodes 109 amino acids. The transcript is spliced from 4 exons. Gene Ontology annotation, molecular function: protein binding.
ACCAUAAAGUUAGACGCUGCGUUCAGAAUUCAACAGAGACGGAGUUCUUGCGUUCAUUCUGUCAAACAGAGGACAAAAUUUUACACGAAUAUGAGUCUGGAUCCGUCUACAGGAGUUCCAUUUAUUGAGCUGGAACUUCACAAGGAUGGUUCAAAGCUAGGCUUCAGUGUCGUGGGAGGUAUUGAUCAGGAUAGUUCUAAGAACCCAUUCAUCAAAAAUGAUCAGGGUAUCUUUGUUUCAAGAGUUGCUGCAGGAGAGCCAGCCGAGAAGGCAGGUUUGCAAGUUGGUGAUAAGUUAUUGGAGGUAAAUGGAUACGAUCUUACCAUGGCAACGCAUCGGCAUGCAGUCAAGAUCCUCACAAAGGAGAAGUACUCUAUUCUUAAGAUGAAAACGACGCGCCAAGGACUGAUGAGAAGCUAACCACCUCUAUUACACCCUCCGCAUCCAACCCAUCCACACUGUUGACUAUGUCCAUCCAAUCAGCAUACGUCAUGGGGGAAUCCCCUCCACAGGAAGGGGAUUCACCUUU